Molecule: messenger RNA, 2052 nt
Organism: Miscanthus lutarioriparius
Lineage: Eukaryota; Viridiplantae; Streptophyta; Magnoliopsida; Poales; Poaceae
Source: the annotation of a GenBank genome assembly
AUGGCCACUGCUGGCGGUGCUGCAGUAAGGUCGCUGCUGCUGGGGGCCAUCGUCUUCCUGCUCAUCGCCGCCGUCGCACAGUCGUCGUCGGCGGCCCGUGGUGGUGUUACGUUACGCGUUGACCGUCGCCACCAGGUGGUCGUCGUGGACAACGGCGUGGUGCAGGUGACGCUGUCGAAACCGCAGGGCCACAUCACCGGCGUCCGCUACAACGGCCAGCGCAACAACCUCCUGCACUACACCGGCGGCCAGCAAAACUCGGGAGGGUACUGGGAUGUGGUCUGGAACUACCCUGCUUCCGGUCAUCCAAGAGGAAUGAUCGACAUGUUGGACAGUACCGAGUUCAACGUUGUGACCUCAAGGGAAGACCAAGUGGAGCUUUCUUUCAGGAGCACGUAUGAUCCAUCACGCCAAGAUAGUGUCCGGCUAAACGUUGACAAGAGGUUUGUAAUGCUGAAAGGCAGCUCUGGGUUCUACUGCUACGCCAUCUUCGAGCACAACAGCAGCUGGCCUGCUCUCAACAUUUCAGAGGCACGGCUGGCUUUCAAGCUCAACGCAGACAUGUUCAACUACAUGGCGAUCUCAGACGACAUACAGAGGUACAUGCCGAGCGAAGCAGACAGGGACGCGCCACGUGGCGCUCCGCUGGCCUACAAGGAGGCCGUCCUGCUGGUGGACCCCGUGGAGCCGCAGUUCAAGGGGGAGGUAGACGACAAGUACCAGUAUUCGCUGGACAACAAGGACAACGCCGUCCAUGGCUGGAUCAGCAGCAGCAACCACCCCAGCAUCCCGGCCAUGGGGUUCUGGGUGAUCACCCCCAGCAACGAGUUCAAGAGCGGCGGGCCCAUGAAGCGGGAGCUCACCUCCCACGUCGGCCCCACCUCCCUCGCCAUGUUUCUUGGCACGCACUACGUCGGCGACGACAUUGUGCUCAGCCUCGGCGACGGCGAGCACUGGAAGAAGGUGCUGGGCCCGGUGUUCAUCUACCUCAACUCCAGCCCCAGCAGGCGGGCCGGCGGCGGCGGCGACGUCGUCCGCGGCCUCUGGCACGACGCCAAGGCGCGGGCGCGAGCGGAGGCCGGCAGGUGGCCGUACAGCUUCCCCGAGUCGCCGGACUUCGCCAAGGCGGGCGACAGGGGCUCCGUCACCGGCACGCUCGUGGUCCGAGACAGGUACGCGAGCAAGGGUGACGUGCCGGCCGCGGCGGCCUACAUCGGGCUCGCCGCGCCCGGCGGGCAGCCCGGGUCCUGGGCGACGGAGUGCAAGGGCUACCAAUUCUGGACGAGGACGGCGUCGUCCUCCGGCGCGUUCAGCAUCGGUGGCGUCCGGGCGGGGGUGUACAGCCUCUACGCGUGGGUGCCUGGUGUCCUCGGAGACUACGUGCACACGUCCACGGUGACCGUGACGGCAGGUGGGGCCGUCCACCUCGGCGACCUCGUGUUCGUGCCGCCGAGGUCCGGCCCGACGCUGUGGGAGAUCGGCGUCCCGGACCGCACCGCCGCGGAGUUCUUCGUCCCCGACGCCGGUCCCAGGUACGCCAACAACAGGCUCUUCCUGGGCAGAGACAGGUACAGGCAGUACGGCCUGUGGGAGAGGUACGCCGAGCUGUACCCUAGGAGUGAUCCUGUCUUCACGGUUGGGCAGAGCCAUCACUCCAAGGACUGGUUCUUUGCACAUGUCACAAGGAUGGUUGGCAACGUCAGUACACCGACGACACGGCAGAUACGGUUCAACCUCGACCACGUCGUGGCAAACGGCACCUACACUCUGCGCAUUGCUCUUGCAGCUGCUCAAAUGUCCAGACUCACGGUGCGCGUCAACGGCAGAGCGAUUAGGGAAGCCGUGUUCAGCACGCCGGAGUUCGGCGAGGGCAACGCCAUCGCGCGGCACGGCAUCCACGGCGGCGUGCAGUGGAGCUUCGAGUUCCCCAUCAGGGGCUACCUGCUGCGGCAAGGCGAGAACAGCAUCAGCAUCACGCAGACGAUGGCGUUCGGGCCCUUCUUGGGGGUCAUGUACGACUACCUCAGGCUGGAAGGGCCACCGCCGGCAUGA